CGGCUGCGCUCACCAACGGACUCCUGGAGGCCAUGGACGACAGAUGACAUACAGCGAUGGACUUCUGGUCACGAUUGAUUGGGGCCACCCCCAAGAAACAGGCCGCGUCGAACAACCCCCAACAGCGUCUGGCACGCUUCAAGAGAGUAUAUAAUGAGAUAUUGCAAACUUGGCACAAAACCUCCGCCUUUGCCUCCGACGCGCAAGCUAUAGCAGCGAUACGGACCUGCUUCCAGCGCCUCACCUCUAUCCUCAACGACGAAUCUCGAUCGCCAGCACCUCACCUCUGCCUUUCCUUUGCAGCCUCCUCCCAAAUCUACAAUGCUGUCUCCAAGAUCGCGUCGACUGCGUACAAUGAGGGUGUGGUCAGAGAUGGUGUUGCCCUGUUCGGAGCGCUCCUCGAUAGCGAGGAGGAAGAUUUUCUCGAGAACGACCAGUUUGCGCAAUCCCUCAUGAACUUUAUCGGAAGAAUUGUCGGCUCUGGCAGCAUGGUAGUGGGGGAAGAUACAGAAGCUGAGAUCGUGGAGCUCCUAUUUGGGAUAUCGGCCAAGAUCAGGUUACAACCGGAGAUACUGCCAGUGUGGUUCACCUCUCGUUCAAGCGACUCGCAGGGACGGUCGGUCAACCCAAAGGUUGAUUUUGCUGGUCUCACCCAGAAAGAAGACUUUCCUUUGUGCUACCAGUUGAUCGACCAUGUACAUCAUGAAGGCCGUAUCGGAGACUUUGCGCGGACUGGCUUGUUGUAUAUCUUCGAGUCCGCAUCGAAAUCGCAGGACCUGGAGCAAUGGAUCGUGGGUAGUGAUCUCCCGACGCUCAUGGCAAGUGGGCUCGGGGCACUUUACAGUCAACUCAGCAGGAAACUAUCAAUCUUACAUCCAACAGAAGACUUGCCAAUCAUCUUGACCCUUUCGGAUUAUAAUGAAAUGCAGAGCUCCGCACAAGCCGAGAGCCUGUUUUCUCCAGAGUUCACGGUCCAUAUGGACACAUUUCUCUCAUAUUUGACUUUCUGGCAGGACGUGCUAGAGCACUGCAGAUCUAUCGACGUUAGGCAUACUUUAAUAGAUCAUUUUCAAGUCUUAUUCCUGCAGCAACUAUUAUACCCCUCCCUGUUGGAGUCUUCAGAUAUGGACGGCGGCUCCUCCGUUGCAGUCUUAACAUAUCUUCGGCGCAUCCUAGACGCGCUUGAUCAUCCCGAACUAGUUCAUAUGAUACUUCAUUAUUUGCUAGCGCUUCCUGAAUCCUCAGAUGGGAGGCCACGCACACCGCGAUCGCCAGUAGCGCUUCAACGGCGGAAAUCUCUAAUGCUGCUUUCGCAGCCUGACAAUGACGAUGACAGGAUGAAUCCUUCGCUCUUCAACCUGGUAGAUCUAAUCCUUACUAGUGCGGAUUCUAAGAACCCGCAGACAGUCAUCUCUGCGCUAAAGUUGAUGACCGUCAUCCUCAGCAAGAAUCACAGCUAUGCUGUCGGGACUUUAUUGAAAGUCUUGGAUAUUCAUCACAUAGAGCCACAACGAACAGUUGGCGCCUUGGAUGCUGAAAUGGAAGCAUACUUGUCUCUUGCAACAUCCAUCGCCGGCGAAGUCGGACUGGACGAAGCGUAUGACAGUCAUCUUAAAGACACUCUUUCCCAUCUGGAAAGUCAUCCAUGUUCUCUCCGAAUGUUAUCACUGGCCGACGCGGGAUUACAAAGUCCCGACUUCUUCGCCAUUGAUGGGCCACGGGAGGUUAACUUACAUUGCAUUCUGCCUGAAGAUCCUCUACUUCGGUCUCUACUCCACCUACUCUCACGAUUUUUUACCAACGACGUUGAGACCAACCUUGCUUUGACAGAAGCAUUUUGUCAAUUAGGGGCAUGCGCCAAGUUACGUUUAGAGGGAUGGCUCUCGGUCGAACCGUCAAGAUACCAGUUCACUCCGGAGUCAGAGCAAGAGCAAGAGCAAGAGGAGGAUUCGGAAGAGGACUUCAGCCACGACAUCCACUUAGCCAACCGACACCUAAUGUGGACCUCUCACAACGCGCCAGCUCUCCUAUCUGGCCUAUCCUCGCUCCAGUCCCAGAUCGAGAUCAUGCGCACCGACAUCCCCGAUUUCGAACAACAUCUCGCAAAUAGAAAACAAGCAUUUCGAGUACACGAGGAGAUAACAGAGGCAAUGAAGGCGCCUACGCCUCAAUCUAAAUCCACGCGUCCCUCCGCCGAGCUCCCAGCCGGAACAUGGAGUCCUCAAAUACCGAAACACGUCCUCGAGAGCUCAGCAACACCGUCGAGGUCCCAGUCGCCCAGGGGCCGGAAGGAAGGGUUCGAUCCCACUGGUUCUCCUACCCCCUCUUCUCGGCUUGGAGGCCAAACUCUCAUUGGGUCACCAGCCCCCUCGCGUGGCCUCAGCCCUCUGCCUGCGCCGAAAGGGCAACGCCAGACCACCCUGAUGGCGGAUGUUUUCAGCAACCUAGCUGAGGUGGCAGACGCCGAGGCACUGAAGCGACGUAUAACCUUCCGACGGAUACCAAGCGAGCACAGGUUUGAGGUGGUGCUGAAGAACGCGCCUGAGGAACGUCAAGACGGUGAAGAGAAGGAGGAGGGCGAUGUCAAGGACGCCAGUCUAGGCCACGUCUUGACGAACGUUGUGAUUCUGCAAGAAUUUGUGCUGGAGCUUGCCGCACUGCUUCAAGUGAGGGCUAGUCUUUUUGGAGAGGUGAGGUUUGCUUAGUCGAUACCCCAGGGGCACGUCAGUUUUGCAUACGGUCUGUCAGCGGCGAAGGGAAGUAUUGCUUACUUGGAAUGAGUGUUCACAUUAUAUUAAGCUGCUCUUCUUCACACAAAGUGUGGCGUUGUUAUUGGCCAAUCACGGAUGUCAUUGAUGAGAAAAUUGAUGGACGUGAAUGCGCAUCACGUGACUCUCAACUUCUGUUCUUCUCAUCCACCCAUCAGUAAAGUCAUCGUCUUCUCAUAUGGACACUGCGUUCCACAAAGUUGCUUUUUCUCACGCAACUUACAUCGACAUGACUCGACUCUUCACCACACAUUAA
Molecule: messenger RNA, 3024 nt
Organism: Mytilinidion resinicola
Lineage: Eukaryota; Fungi; Ascomycota; Dothideomycetes; Mytilinidiales; Mytilinidiaceae
Exons: 5
Coding region: 57-2705 (882 amino acids)
Source: RefSeq, a predicted model, not a curated record